AACAAUGUUAUCUAAACGAACACUGAAUAGAAUACUAUCGCGUAAUCGACAACUCAGCAACUUUUAACCAGAAAUUAUAUAAAUUAACGCAUUUUUACAGUAUUAAUUUAUAUACUUGCUCGCACAGGUAAACAACAGAAUUAACAUGGUCGUGUCAAUGGAACGUUGGAGAGGCAAAGUCGCCAUUGUGACUGGGGCAAGUGUAGGAAUUGGUGAAUCUAUUGUUGAAAAAUUGGUGGAAGAAGGUCUCCAGGUCGUAGGUCUAGCUCGCCGAUCUGAAAAAGUCGAAGAACACGCGAAAAAGCUCACAGGCAAAAAGGGCAAACUGCAUGCUUUUAAAGCCGACGUUUCUAAGGAAGAAGAUAUCCUUAAAGCAUUCAAAUGGGUUACAGAAAAUUUAGGCCCUGUCCACAUUCUAAUUAACAAUGCUGGUAUUGUCCAGCAGACUAACCUAGUUGAAGGAGACACAGAAAAGUGGCAAAAGAUUUUUGACACCAAUGUAAUCGGGUUGUCGGUAGCCACAAGAGAGGCGGUGAAAAUCAUGAAAGAAAACAAGAUUGACGGUCACAUUGUCCACAUUAAUAGUAUAGUGGGGCACAAAGUUGCAUACCACGCUUUUUCAAACGUGUACCCAGCUUCAAAAUAUGCCGUUACGGCGUUAACUGAAACUCUUAGGCAAGAGUUCAAUCAUCUUGGGCUGAAGAUCAAAAUUACGAGUGUUAGUCCGGGAGUGGUUGCUACAGAACUUAGACAAACUAAUAAUUUUGUUAUGGACGAAAAUAUGAAAAAAGCGGCUGCAACUAGGCCACAACUUAAAUCCGAAGAUGUUGCUGAAGCCGUACUCUAUGUAUUGGCUACACCACCACACGUUCAGGUACAUGAACUGACGAUUAAACCGGUUGGAGAAGCUCUCUAGAUAAUAAAGUUUUAUUAUUGUGUAUAAAUAAAAAUAUAGCAAGUU
Zophobas morio is the source of this 961-nucleotide messenger RNA. Its product is annotated as farnesol dehydrogenase-like. The record is from RefSeq and is a predicted model, not a curated record. The transcript is spliced from 4 exons. Bases 146 to 916 code for a protein of 256 amino acids. Lineage: Eukaryota; Metazoa; Arthropoda; Insecta; Coleoptera; Tenebrionidae. Gene Ontology annotation, molecular function: oxidoreductase activity.